This is a messenger RNA of Tachyglossus aculeatus (Australian echidna), 4225 nucleotides long. RefSeq names its product ADP ribosylation factor like GTPase 5A (gene ARL5A). Gene Ontology annotation, cellular component: cytoplasm; trans-Golgi network. Lineage: Eukaryota; Metazoa; Chordata; Mammalia; Monotremata; Tachyglossidae. Gene Ontology annotation, molecular function: GTP binding; GTPase activity. Gene Ontology annotation, biological process: intracellular protein transport; vesicle-mediated transport; protein localization to Golgi membrane. The coding region runs from base 141 to 680 and encodes 179 amino acids. The transcript has 6 exons. The record is from RefSeq and is a predicted model, not a curated record.
GCCAUGAGCGCGCGGGGGCGGCCGGGGCCUGGGCCUGGGCCGGGGCCUGCGCCUUCGUCGGCCUCCCCUGAGGCCCGCACCGCCUUCAUCACCGCCAUCAUCAUCAUCACCAUCAUCAUCAUCACCAUCAUCACCCCACCAUGGGCAUCCUCUUCACCCGGAUAUGGAGGCUGUUCAGUCACCAGGAACACAAAGUUAUUAUUGUUGGUCUGGACAACGCAGGAAAGACUACCAUUCUUUAUCAGUUUUCAAUGAAUGAAGUGGUGCACACAUCCCCUACAAUAGGAAGCAAUGUGGAAGAAAUAGUGGUGAAUAAUACCCGUUUCUUAAUGUGGGACAUUGGCGGACAAGAAUCUCUCCGUUCUUCGUGGAACACUUAUUACACCAAUACUGAGUUCGUAAUAGUUGUGGUGGACAGCACAGACAGAGAGAGGAUCUCCGUAACCCGAGAAGAGCUCUAUAAAAUGCUUGCACAUGAGGAUCUAAAGAAAGCCGGUUUGCUGAUCUUUGCUAACAAGCAAGAUGUUAAGCAAUGCAUGACUGUUGCAGAAAUCUCCCAGUUUCUGAAACUAACGUCUAUUAAAGAUCACCAGUGGCACAUCCAGGCUUGCUGUGCACUCACCGGGGAAGGAUUGUGCCAAGGACUUGAAUGGAUGAUGUCAAGACUUAAGAUCAGAUGAUCACUGCUGACCUCUUUUUCACAGACAUUGCAUAUUCGAAGUGCUGGACUAUAAUUAACCUGAAAGCUGCAAAAACUGGUGGGUUAGGUAUAUUUAUAAUAAACGGAUUUACAAACUUUUUCUAGAAGAAGCGACAGUUAAGGCCACUUGGAAGACAAAGAUGAACGUUCCGGUUUGGUUUCACAUGGACUUCUUCCAAAGUUAGGUCUUAAAGCUGCGAUUGACCUCUCUCUCUCUCUCACGAUGAAUCCUCUCAGGACAUUGUGUAGUCUGUGGUGAGUAUAAAAGGAGAGGAAGGAACUUUUUUUUUUUUAACCUUUACGCUUUGUCAGUAUAACCCCUCCCUUGUUGAAUGUCGUCCACUUCUUGUUCCAAUAAGUCAGAAAACAAAUCAAUGGCACGUAUAUUGACCUUCCAGUAUUUUAAAACUGUAAUCUUACCAAUAAGAAUAUGUUUGGCAUAGACUUGUAUGUUCAUUGUGUCUAGUCCUCAGGUUUAGAUUAACUACUUUGAUUUCUGAUCAAGAGGAAAAUGAACAGCCUACAUACGUCGGCCUGGAGUAAGAGUAGUUGUAACUUUGAUGGAGGAAAUAUGCCAUUCUCACAUUCUCCUGCUGGCUUUCCAUAUUUUUUAACUUAGCCCAGAUCAGGAACCCAUUGAGGUCCUACAUCUUGGGCAACCCAAGAAUCCAAUCACAACACAGAGGAAUGGAAAAUGUCAUUCUUUUCAUCAGUUUCAUUCUUGCACCAGUUGCAGGAGGAGAGUUAAGCGGAGCAGCGAGAUGAAACGGUGGCUCGCCUUUUUCCAAAAUGUCUCUUAUUUUGGAGCUGACGUAAUUUCUGGUAAUCUUAAUGUGUAUUCAGUGAUGAGAAUUCAGUGGGGGGGUUUUCAAGGUUAAUAAUGGGGAAAAGAUGCUCUAUGAAUAUAAAUAUAUAUAUAUAUGUAUUUGUGUGCGUGUGUAUUUCAAAAAAUGUAUUCUGAUCCAAAGAAUUGACCCCAGAUUUUUCCCAGAGAUUUUGGAAAAUGAUAUUGCAAGGAUUAUUUGGGCAUGGAUGCUCAUCUUCUGGUAGUCCUCUGAGAUUUCUCUAGCAGUGAGAUUAAGACCCGUGAGAAAUGUGUACUGGUCAGGCAGCAGAGAUUUUUGAUGCUCCUGAUGGCUAAUAGCAACUCCCAAAGUCUGUUGGUUGAGGGAAGUUUAUUUGCACUGUUUUGUUUUUCCGCUAUGUUGAGGGUCAUUGGUGGUGUUUGGAUAAAUUUGAAAUUACUGCUAAAAUGUCUUAUGCUUUUCACCCACCUAAAAGUUGCUUAACAAGCCAGAAGAAGGGAAAUUCUUGCGAGGUCUUUUUUAAAAACAAUUUGAUUUCAGAUUGGUUCUGAACAGUGGGAUGUUUUUGCAAAUCAUCUGACCAGCCACCAAUCUCAGCGGACUUUUGUGCAGAUUAGUUUAUUAGAACUGUUACGUUUUUGUGGAGGGUUUCUUUUUUCUUUUUUUCUUUUUUUCCACCCUCUGCCAUUAAACUUGAACCGCCUCUUUCCCUAACCUAUAAUAUGAAAGUACUCACGUUGAUUAUAUUCAAAUCUCUACUUCUCUAAAAUUUCAAGAUUGUUCCUCACUAGCAUUUCAGAGAAUUUGCAAGAAAUAGUAUAAAAAGUGAAUACCAACCAGUCUUUUCAAGGGUUCUGGAUGUUAUAUCAGGGAAUCAGUGGUUCAUGGUCUGAAUAAUGAUAAAUUUAGAGUUUGUCUCAGAAAAUACAUUAGGGAACUAAUAAAAUUAAAACUCCUACUGGAAGGAUAUCCAAGGAUAAAUGAAAAACGUAUUUGUUAGGUUGCAAGUUUUCCUAUUAGCCUGUAUCAUUUUUAAAGUGGAACUCUUGUUUUUAAUGAUAUGAUGAUAUACAGGUCAUUUUGUUUUUUGCCAAGUGAAUCAUAAAUAAAUUUUUUAAAAUUCAAUAUUCAAACUUUUUUCCAUAGCCAGGUAUUAGCAUAGUAUUUUUGCGUAGUAUUUAUCUUUAUGCAUUUGUUUGAUGACCCAACUUCUUCGGUAAAUCCUAAUAAAAGGAAGAAUCACUGCACACUUUUUGCCCUUCCUAACCAAUCAGUCAGAGGUAUUUAUUGAGUGCCUGCUGUGUACAGAGCACCGUACUAAACUCUUGGGAGAGUACAGGAGAGAUGGAAGGGUGAGUUUUUAAAAAAUUAUUAUUAUCAUUAUUAUUAUUAUUACUGUUUGCUUCCUAUUCAGGGAGUCACCAGCCUAUACGGUCGUACUGUCUUGUAAUUCCAAUUUUAUGCAACUAGAUAAAGUAUUUAAAAUUUGGGUCAAGAGUCAUGCCCAAAGUGUGAUUGUCCAUAAAUGUGAGAGACAAGGUGACUUAAUUUUCUCUUGCUCCACUGCAGGCUACCACGAAUGUCAUAUUCGUGACAUAAGAGAAUGCAUUCAGGGAUUACAGAGUACAUAAAUUGUCAAUCAUAAAGACAGACCACUAUCUUGAAACAAGGGUUUUUUGGGGUUUUGUGUUUUUUUUGGAUUGGGACAUCUGACACUACCAUUAUUUGACCCCGAACUGUCUUUAAAUGGAAAAAAACGAAGCCUACUUCACGCAUGAGACGCCAUCUCGACAGAGUUGAAAAGUUCAUGUUACUUUUCAAUGUCUUCUCAAAAAGACCAAUCAGCAUUUUUUUUUUUUUUUUGUAUUUAAUGGAAUUAAAUGAGAGGAAUGCUUUGCUUUAGAAGCAAUCCUGCAUUUGUAGUAUUGGCAAGAUUUGGAGAAACUCACUUGUAACGGGCUUGUUUUUAAAGUGAUACACUACAUUGGUAUUCUGAUAAAGGGAAGCUUCUUGAGUUAUAAUUCAAAGUAUAAGUGUAGCGUUAAAAAUUGACAAUUCCAGUAGGAAACUCUUGUGAACAAUCAGAUUUUUUAAAUUUUUCUCUAGCCUUUAAAGGCAGACCUUUCCGGGUAACUCUCACAGUGCUUUCUCGUAAUGUUUAUUUUAAGAAGGUAAAACAGCUGUCUGUGAAGCAGCGCAUGCUUUAUGUGCGGUUUUCAAAAAAAUGAGUAUAAUGGGCCGGUCUACUGUAAUUGGAUUUAUGAAAUGAAGAACUUUGGCAAAUAUUCAGAAAUUUUGAACUUCAUAUCUUCUAAUGUGACUUGAAAAUCUUCUCUCCUUCGAAAACAAAGCUUUUCAGCGAAAGAAUGCAUCAUCAUGUCAGGACUCCAAAGGAUAGUAGAUAGUGCAUCUCUGUCAUUGAUAGAGCAGUCGAAAAAAUGGAAGACAAAUUGGAAAUUUAAGAAGCCAAGGAUUAAAAGUGACUAAGCAUAUAUUUAUAAAAUAGCUUGUGGAAAGGUGUCAGGAUACCUGAGGUUAGUCAUACAGUGUUUAUAUCGGUUCUUUUCUUGUGUAUCGUACUGAAAAAUCUAUUCCUUCAUGUUCAUGUCCGUUGGAUGUAUUUUAUUUGAUAGGGACAUUUUUACAGUAUGUUCAAGAAGUGCCUAAAACUGAUUUGUGAUGACCAUUAAAGUAUAUCUAAUAAAUAAUGUGGAUCUUA